This is a messenger RNA of Wyeomyia smithii (pitcher-plant mosquito), 692 nucleotides long. RefSeq lists its product as uncharacterized. The transcript has 3 exons. The record is from RefSeq and is a predicted model, not a curated record. The coding region runs from base 1 to 606 and encodes 201 amino acids. NCBI's taxonomy places the organism in Eukaryota, Metazoa, Arthropoda, Insecta, Diptera, Culicidae.
AUGAGCUGCAUGUUUCCGAGCAGACUGGAGAACGGCUGCCCGAGAUCGACAAACACGAGCAUCUACUAUUCGUUAGAUAUUGAACCACUAAAAGGACUGUUGCCAUUAAAUCCAACCGGGAAAUCGAGAGUUAGUGAGGCACAACAAAAUCUUACCGCAGGAGAAACCCGGUUGAGUGAUUGCUUAGCGGAAGCUCCCAGCCAGCUGGAACAAAUCGCUAGGGACUCGUUCGCGAACACUAAGCAAUGCUUCGACUAUUUGGUCGCACGGCUUAAGCUUGUGCGCAGCAAUGUCAAAGAACAUAUUGAAUUCUUCGUAGGCAAAGUUCAUGAAAUUCAACAAAUAGGAGAUACCUGCGUAGCGGAAAAUCCCAACCUGCUGGAUCAAGUACUAUGUGUACUGGAUCAUAUCAGUGAAAGUAACGCUAUCGUGUUGGAAAUAAUACAAGAUGCCGGUGACCUACUAGCGGAAACAAUCAAGGAAUCUGUUUCCUUAGCUACCGACACUAAAGGAUGUCUUUUGGAUGUGGUGAGACAAACUCACAACGACUUGGGCAAGCUUGUAACAGACGUGCAUCAAUGUCUGCAUCAAGAACAAUCAAAGUGAACAAACGGAACCACUAGUAAGCAUUUAAACAUUUAUUAUUCGAAUACACUCUUAACAUAACAUUCAACAAAUAAAAUUUAUUCUUC